UCAAGUAAUGGAGGGUCGUUGGGAAAAACUGAACUGAACGUAUCCUUUAAAAGUUGAGCAAAGGAUAUUACAGCGUCUCCAAACUCAACGUCCUCGGAUAGACCAAUUAUGCCUCCGGUGGAUGUGAGUGGAAGUCCGUUUGAACCAUGGUUGAUAUAGAUGCACUACCUGAACAGCUGCUGCUCAAAAUCCUUUCCUACGUUCCUCCCAGGGAGCUGGUUUACAUCUGUAGACUCGUCUGCCAGCAGUGGAAGGAGCUCGUGGAUGGACUAAACCUGCAACCUCACAGUGACGGUUUGCCAAAGGGAAGUCAAGCUGUAACAGCAGAGGACUGGGAUGCAUUUUAUUUUUGCACGUCUGCGAAAAAAAAUCUAAUCAAGAAUGCAUGUGGAGAAGAGGAAUUCAACUUCUGGGAGCUGAUUGAUAAUGAUGGGAAUGGAUGGAAAGUGGAAGAUCUUCCUGGAGACAGUGGGAAGCCCUUCCCCAGUCAAAAUAUCCAGAAAUAUUUUGUUACAUCUUUUGAAUGGUGUCGAAAAACUCAGCUGGUCAACCUGGUCUCAGAAGGAUUAGACGCUGAGAAAUUGGACAGUCUUCAACCCGCCAUCACUGUGAAGGACUGGUAUGCAGGGAGACACGACUCGGGCUUUUUCUAUGAACUCCAUGUCGAACUUCUGUCUGAAGACAUGAGCGUGAUCCAGGAGUACAAGUCUGACCAGAUUGAAGUGCCGCAGUGGAGUGAUGCAGAAUGGAAGGAGAUAUCAAACACUUUCACUGACUAUGGGCCUGGUGUCCGCUAUGUGAAGUUUACACAUGGAGGAAAAGACUUGCAGUUUUGGGGAGGAUGGUACGGAGCCAGAGUCACCAACAGCACUGUCAUCGUGGAGCAAUAACCGGCUGUUGCUUUUGCAACCAACUUUGCAACAUUUUUAUGUUAACUGGCAUGAUCUGAGUUUCCUAGCAGAUCCCAGUGCAGUUUAUGUCACUGGACAUAGAUGGAUGCAGGGCGUGGAUGAGAGGGGAGAGCCAGCAUUUUAUUGAUGCUUUUAAUCCCAAAAGAAAUUGAUACCCACUUGUUCAAAGCAAAGUCACACAGACGACUUAAUUUGCAGAAUGCCAAAGACUAUGCCCUCUGCCUCCCUUCCUCCACAACAAAUAAAAUCAUAUUGUCCUAUGCCAAGCCAAAGGGAAAAUAAAUAUAGUGACUUACUUAAUCUUAACCUGACCAAAGAUCACACAUUCGUGUGCAAUAUACAGCAUGGUCUUGCUACUUUGCUGUUCAGAAUACUGAACGUAAUGGCGAACCAGGAAGAGAUGAUCAUUCUGCAGCUAUAAGCAUGAACCAUUCCAUAUUUUUCACACACUGUUAUGUCUACGGGUGCCUUUUCAAUUUAGCAGGAUACUGAAUGUCUGGGAUAGCCCCUUGGUAUCAGUCAGAGUUUACCAGUAAAACAAUGCUUCCAAAGUCCAUCAAAUUAAUUUGGUUUGAGGUUAAGAUUCUACUGGCUUUAAUGCUCACAUUUAACAAAUAAUCCUUAAUACACUGAAUAUUUUUAUUAUUGCUUAUUUUUUUUGUAUUUCAAGCAAUAAGCACCAGAAAGAAAAAUCACUCCCCGCCAAAGCCCUAUUUGGAAAAUGGUUUUUAUUUUUAUCACUUCCAGUGACAACAAACACAAAGAUGUCGAGCUCAUAUUUUAAUUUAGUUUGAUUUAUGAGUGCCACACUUGACUUUUAAUAUGUGUAUAUGGAGCAUAUAUCUGCUUUUUUUCAUCACUGUCACACCAGUUCAGUGGUGAACAAUUCCAUGGGUAAAAGCAUAUGCAAGAAUGGGGAAAGAAGCAAACGAUAUUUGUAGUUAUGUGAAAGGAAGUGAAGAUAUGGUUGAAGAAAUAAUUAUUAUUGGUAAGUACUACUUAUUUCAAAUGGGCUAAGCUUUACAGGGAAAAAAAAAGUUAAUGUGCUUCUUAUGAUUUUUUUUGUAAGGAAUCAAAAAAAUCUGAUUUUGCAAAACAAUUAACCAAAAUAAAGGCCAUAACAUGCAAAUCCUAAUUACAUAUAUAACAUUUAAAGCUUUCAUCUGUAAAGAUAACUUUACUGAUUAUUUAGCUUUGCACUCCACACAGAUCGUUUCCUAGGACUAUUUUUCACGCUAUCAAAUUGCAAUGUGAGAAAUAUCACUUAAUUGUGCUACUGCUCUGAAAUGUGCUAUUUCAACUAUUCCCAAUCUAUGAUAAUUACAUAAAUGACAGGGCAGGGUGCAAUAUAUCCAAGAUUGAUCAUAGAAAACUGUUGAAAACUAGAUUGUGAAGAGGAUACUGUAGUGGUAGCUAAUAGUGUUAUUAUUAUGCCACUCAGUUAGCCACUCCCACAUGGGAGGAGUUCACAUAUGUA
Mobula hypostoma (lesser devil ray) is the source of this 2388-nucleotide messenger RNA. RefSeq names its product F-box only protein 2-like. The record is from RefSeq and is a predicted model, not a curated record. The coding region runs from base 147 to 890 and encodes 247 amino acids. Lineage: Eukaryota; Metazoa; Chordata; Chondrichthyes; Myliobatiformes; Myliobatidae. Gene Ontology annotation, cellular component: SCF ubiquitin ligase complex; cytoplasm. Gene Ontology annotation, molecular function: ubiquitin protein ligase activity; protein binding. The transcript has 6 exons. Gene Ontology annotation, biological process: glycoprotein catabolic process; SCF-dependent proteasomal ubiquitin-dependent protein catabolic process.